Molecule: messenger RNA, 246 nt
Organism: Menidia menidia (Atlantic silverside)
Lineage: Eukaryota; Metazoa; Chordata; Actinopteri; Atheriniformes; Atherinopsidae
Source: the annotation of a GenBank genome assembly
UUGAGGGUUCUGGGUCUGGUUCCUGAGGUUCUCCUCCUUUUUGCAGGUGCGUUCCUCUUCUGCUGGACUCCGUUCUUCGUGCUGCACAUCCUGCGGGCGCGUUGCCAGGUCUGCCACAUCCCCCCCGCCCUGAUGAGCGCCGUGACCUGGCUGGGCUACGCUAACAGCGCGCUGAACCCCGUCAUCUACACCAUCUUCAACACCGAGUUCAGGAAGUUCUUCAAGAAGUUCCUGCACCUUCCUUAG